AUGGCUGUGUCGCGAGACGCUGUCCCCGCGCUGUCCGAGUGCCAGUGCCCGAUCUGCAUGGAGAUCCUGGUGGAACCCGUGACCCUGCCCUGCCGCCACACCCUCUGCAACCCGUGCUUCCGAGCCACCGUGGAGAAGGCUAGCUUGUACUGUCCCUUCUGCCGCCGUCGGGUCUCCUCGUGGACGCGGUACCACACCCGAAGAAAUUCCCUGAUCAACGUGGAGCUGUGGGACCUGAUCCAAAAACACUACCCCGCGGAGUGCAAACGCAGAGCUUCGGGGCAGGAGUCGGAGGAGAUCGCAGGUGAGGCCUGUCAGCCAAUUCGUUUGUUAAGUCAGCCUGGGGAACUGAGGCGAGAAUACGAAGAGGAAAUAUGCAAGGUGGAGGCUGAGCGACGAGCUAGUGAGGAAGAAGAGAACAAAGCCAGUGAAGAGUACAUACAGAGACUGCUGGCAGAGGAAGAGGAAGAAGAAAGGAGGCGGGCCCAGAAAAGGCGAAGCGAGAUGGAGGAGCAGCUGAAAAGCGAUGAAGCGCUGGCCAGAAGGCUGAGCAUUAACAUUAAUAAUUUCCAUGAGAAAAGUGUCUUGGCUUCUCCAUCGAAUUCCAGAAAAUCUGAUCCAGUCACAGCCAAGUUGCAACCGAAAAAUAAGAAUAAACAAACAAACAUUGGAGAUAUACAGAAGUAUUUGUCACCUAAAUCUCAGUUUGUGUCAUCAUCACAGUCUGCAACUGGACAGGAAGUCAGGAGGAACUCCAUCUCUAAGGAAGUGGGCAGUAAUGAUUCCAAGAGCCCUGGGUGGCAAGACGUGGAAGCUGAAGAUAGGCCAGCACUUUCUCCACAAAUGUGCCUUGAGAUUCAGCAGCCAAGUGCGAGGUCUUCAAUGGACUCGGCUAUGCCGCGCCCCUGUGCCUACGAUGCAGAUCAGUGCCUUGAAAGCAAGGUCAAGACAAGGUCACACAAUCAUGAUGGAGAGUUGUGUGUUGCAAAUCAUGCAAGCCCAAAAGCCACAGUUCCCUCUGAAGCAAUUUCUGCUGAGUUUGGGGACAAAGCAGGAAAUGGGGGCUCUCUGCCUGGUGGGACCCACUUGACUGCCGACAGCACAGCUGAGACAGAAAAUGAGGAGGCUGGUCUACUGCUCAGCAAAGAUGUUUCCAAAAGAAAACACCUGGAACCUGCACCUGAAACAGCCAGGGGUGCCGCCUGCUCUGUGAAAAGGAAGAAAAUGUUCCCCAACUCUUCUUCCAGUGAAGAGGAAACAGAAAGAAAUUUUACCCAAAAACUGAUGGAUUUGGAGCAUCUACUUUUUGAGAGACAUAAGCAAGAAGAACAGGACAGGUUAUUAGCUUUGCAGCUGCAGGAGGAAGAAGAAAAAGAACAAAAGAGCCGGCAGAACGGCUCCCAUAAGGAAUACGAGCUCCGAGCAGCAUCCACGGCUCCCAGCAAACCCUGGAGCACACAGACGGCGGCUCUGGGGCAGGCGGAGACAGCUGGAGAUCACAACCCCAAAAGGCAGCCUACCACCAAGCAUCCCAGAGCUCAGAGGGGCUCAAGAGAUGAGAACCGGCAACCUUUUAAAGUCCAGCCCAGGCCUUCAGAUAACAAAAAAAAGAUGCCAAAGUCCAGCAGAGAUCACCGCAGUGUUGCUAGAAGUGCUCAGUCCCUGCUGCCUCGCGACUCUCAGAAAAGUAUCUUUGAGAUGUUUCCCAGGUGUGCGAAGUAGAGCCUGGGCAGAGCAUUUGGGAGUCCAGGAAGCCAGGUUGGGUGGUGCUUUUCUCUGCCACGGAAUCGACAUGGCCCUGUCCUGAGGUCCUGCCCGUGGGACGCACACACCGUCUUGGAUGGCGUGAGAGAGCAUUUGUGUUUCUUCGAAGCUCUGGUGAGCAAGGGCCCUCUCCACCGUCAUCGGUUUGGCCGCCCUUCUGGCGGUGGGAGAAUCCCUUGGCCCGGCAUGAGACUUCAAGAGCCAUUCUCUUUCCAAGAAGUGGGUAUUUUAUGCGUUUCUUUCAUGGUCUUAGUGAAGAUUAAUCCUAGCAGGAUCAUGCGACAGCAAAUAGUUCUAGGGAAUAUGUGGGAUUUGCAAUCUAGAUUCUUGUUGCUUUCCCUUACCUUUACUUAAAAUGCACCUGUCAUAACACUAAAGCGAUUCUGUCUGUGAUUUAAGUAAAUAAGUGUUACAGUAUUUCCUUUGAUUUAAAAUGGAUUAGGACUAGUGUUAAAUCAGAGUUUUCUAGAAAAUUGAAACUCAGUUUACAGAAAGCAGAGUAGAUUGUUUACAUGAAGGAGUUAAUGCUGGGGCGAGGCUGUGUGGAGUGACCAACCAAGCACAACGGAGCACCUGUCUUUUGACUGAACAUUCUCCAUAUCCGUCCUCUGCUAAACAAGUUUUUGUAGCUUUUCACACUAUAGUGUUCGGUGUCAGAAUCAAAAUUAGUAGCCAGGUAUGGGGCGCAGACAGGUGUGGUGGCACAUGCCUGUAACCCCAGCACUUGGCAGGCUGAGACGGGAGUAUCACCUGGAGUUUGAGAUUACCCUGAGCUCCAUAGUGAGUUUGAGGCCAGCCUGAAGUAAUAGCAAGGCCCCAUCUCAAAAAUCCAAACCAGGGCCAGGGAUUUAACUCAGUGGCAUAAACACCUGCCUGGCAAGCAUGAUAAGUCCGAUCCCUGGUACCAAAAAAAAAAAAAAACCCAAGCCAAAUUAUGUUACUAAAUUUUUUGGGAAUGUAUAUGUCUGUUAAUCUGCUAUUCCAGAAAAACUGGAAAUUUACUAUAUAUGUAUAACAGUUGUAUCAUACAAAAGCUUGUAUUUUAGAAUCUGCAACAACCAUGUGUUUAUUUCCUUAUCAUUUUUAUACUGCCUUACAUUUGUGUUAUGAACAGAAACAGCAAGUGUGAGGCUUGUUUUUGCCCUGUCUUUUUUUUUUUCCUCAUGGGAUAGUCUCACUGUGUAGCCCAGGCAGACUGUGAACUCAGGGCAAUCCUGUCUCAGCCUCCUCAGUGCUGGGAUUACAGUGUGUGGCAUCAUACCCGGCUUUGAAAUGAGUAUUUUUCUAAGAAGAAAUUCACAUAGUAUUUAGGGUCAGCCUUGUUGGAACUGCUAAAAUUAAAAGUUGUCUAUUAAAUCUCCUGGGAUAGGCCAAACCACAAAGAGAGAAAACUGAAGCCCAGAUUUCUGUAUUUCUGCUGCUUACUUGUCUGUGAAGUCUUCCUGACAAAAGUUGGUUUUGAGAUAAAUUUUAAUUUCUCUACUAUUUCUGCUCGUCCUAUUAUGUAUGUCUUUUUGUUUAAAAUAAUAAGUGUUUUGUGCCUGUCAUUAGAACGUACGGUUAAUUUUUCCUCUUAUUGUGGAGAGGAUAUGAGUGUGUUUCUCAGGCAGCAUCAAAGAUUCCACAUACUAAGAAUAUGAAAAAACAAUAAAAUAGAUUGAGUGUAUACUAUAUUUUAGAUAAAAGUUGCCUUUGUAAAAAUUAAAGAUUCUGUAUGACAAAAUUACCAUAAAGAAGAGCUGGAAUACCUGACAAACUUCAGGGAGAAAUAGUUGCCCUUCUCCCCAGAGAUCUAAUUCACUGACAGAUAGCGUGUGCCAGUUCAUUCUGAAAAAGAUGAGCAACUCAGUAAGGUAAUCAGGAAAGAUUGUAUCUCCAAGAACUAACAUUCUCAGGCUCUUCAAGUUGUGAAAGAUGCAUAAGAUCAUGUAUGUUUCCCAUCCAUUGCAAUAGUGAAGGUGAAGGGUUUGGUUUCGUUUGUGUGUGUGCUGUGUUUUUUAAUCUCUGCAAGAGUGGGGAAAUGACAUUCUUGUAUGUCACCUGUUCUGAGUACAAACUUGAAAAUCCUCCUGGAGGCAAACUGGUAAUCCUACCCCAGGAAUCCUUUGCACUGUCUACAUGUUUGUGCAGAAUGGCACACACAAAAUUCGGUCACAACAUUGUAAUAAUCAGGUUGUAAACCUGCUGUAGAUGAUAACCAGAGAGUGACGGUAUAGUAAAAUACUGUGCAGCUGUGUAAAAAUCUUGUAUGAAAAGACUAAGAGUGUUAAAUAAAAAAUAUAAGAAACCUAUAAAUGUGCAAUCAUUUGAGAAAUAUAAAUAUUCAUAAAAUGCCUCCUGCAGGGGGCUGGGGAUUUAGCUCAGCAGCAUAAGGGCCUGCCUAGCAAGCACAAGAUCAUGAGUUUGAUCCCCAGUACAAAACAAAGAAACUGCCAGGCAUGGUAACACAGGGAGGCUGAGGCAAAAAGGUCUCCUGAGUUCAAGGCCAGCCUGAACUACAUAGCAAGAUCAUGUCUCAAAAAAGGGAGAGGGUCUGGGGUAGUUCAGGGCACAGCACCUGCUUGGCAAGCACAAGGUCUUGAAUUUAAUUCCCAGUACAAUUCCCCUCACAAAAAGGGGGGGAAAUUUUACUUGAAAACAAAACCUUUCUCCCUUUGAGAUUGGGGUUCGCUCUGCAGUUCACUAGCCUUGAACUCACUGUGUAGUCCGGGCUGGCCUCAAACUCAUGGUGUUCCACAUGGGUUUGUAGCAAACCUACAGUCCUGCUGUGAACAAUGAAAAAAGGCAGAUGAAAAUUAAAUUGUUUAAAAAAUGAGGUACUGAAAUGAGGGCUGAAGAACUAAGACUAGAGACCCGAGACAUGCAGUUGGGGAAAAGGAAAAAAUGGUGAACCUGUGCUUGCAGCUGCCUUUUCUGUGGUUGCAUGAGUCAGUUGUAAGACUAAAAUGACUGCUGCCAGGUAAGGUGGCACGUACCUAUUAUGCCUAGCCCAGGAGGCUGAGGCAGGAGGAUCACUGGUUCAUUGCUGGCCUGGGCUACAUAGUGAAACUGUCUGAAAAAGAGAAAGUUGUUUAUGAAAAGAAACUACACUGGCAGCAUUCUUGUCCAUCUGAGACUGGAGUAACUUGCAUUCAUUUGUUUGUUUGUUUGGUUCUGCAGAAAAAACUUGACCUCAUACUUGCCAGGCAGGUGCUUAUGCUGCUGAGCUAAAUCCCCAGCUCUUAGAGUAGCUUUUAGAUCUGAGGGGCCUCAGUCAUAUGGUGGGUGUUCCCAUCGUGAUAGUUGUAGAAGUGUGAAAUUGCUUAACAGCUAAAGUGAGACUUGAGAACCCAAGGAACAGAGCCCUGAUAUGUUUAGUGCCAGUGCUGACGGUGUAAAAGUGAAAAUGCAGAAAUUCCCAGAAGGAACCCUGAUAAACGAGCAGGAUCUCAAUCAGACCUCUGUGAUGGUAUUAGAAUGCAGAUCAGAGUGGCCCUCAGGAGCUUUAUGAGUUUAGACCGGGGCGCUGUGCUGUUAGGGAGGGGGCUGUUGGAGGCAGUCCUUGGUGGAUGACCUGGAAGGGUGGUUUCUUGUGAUUCUGCACUCUUUUCUGCUUCCUGGCUACCACAGGGUGAGCAAUUUUCCUCUGCUGUGCCAUUUCUGCCUGGGAGCUGACCAACCAUGGACUGAACCCUUUUUAAGAACCAUGAACCAGAGCUGGGGAUUUAGCUCAGCAGCAUAAGUGCCUGUUGGCAAGCACAAGGUUGUGAGUUUGAUCCCUGGUUCCACAAAAAAAAAAAAAACAUGAACCAAAAUAAACCUUUAAAGGCCGGAGGAGUAGCUCAGUAGUAGAGCAUGUGCCAGGCAUGCAUGAGGCUCUGGGUCCAAUCCUCAGCACCACCAAGUGUUAGGGGCCAUGAGCCGCUCCCCAAAGAUGGCGCCCGCUUCCUGCUUCCUGGUUCUUGUUGGCCCGUGUUGCCGCGUAAUUAACCCGCCAAGAGUGAUCAUCUGCCUAGCAACAGUCGGUUGUGACCAAUUGCUAUCCGAGUUCCUGCUAUGCUGUGAUUGGCUGCUUCUCGCCAUAUAAACUCAUGUAUCUCCUCCCAGAGGGAGAGGAAGAAGAAGGCUUGAGGGCUUCGGACCUUGUUAGGUCUGGCUGAGCUGUACGCAAUAAAACUUUGAGAACCGA
Molecule: messenger RNA, 5932 nt
Organism: Cavia porcellus (domestic guinea pig)
Lineage: Eukaryota; Metazoa; Chordata; Mammalia; Rodentia; Caviidae
Gene: Rnf168
Product: ring finger protein 168
Exons: 6
Coding region: 1-1722 (573 amino acids)
Biological process (GO): double-strand break repair; protein ubiquitination
Cellular component (GO): nucleus; site of double-strand break
Molecular function (GO): metal ion binding; nucleosome binding; ubiquitin-protein transferase activity
Source: RefSeq, a predicted model, not a curated record